This is a messenger RNA of Mollisia scopiformis, 204 nucleotides long. RefSeq lists its product as uncharacterized. NCBI's taxonomy places the organism in Eukaryota, Fungi, Ascomycota, Leotiomycetes, Helotiales, Mollisiaceae. The transcript is spliced from 3 exons. The record is from RefSeq and is a predicted model, not a curated record. The coding region runs from base 1 to 204 and encodes 67 amino acids.
AUGAAGCCUAUUGCGAUAAAAUGGGUAGUAGAAAUUAAAUUUAAGGACUUGGGUUUAGGAUAUAUUGAGGUAAAAGACGGAUGGAGUUAUGGCCUAAUGGUUAUACGCAACGCCAAGCGACGAAUGAUGGGACUCUCAGUUGGUACUUGGGAGGACGAGAUAAAUCCAGACCGGGUAGUUAAGGAGGUGGUCGGAGAUUGUUAA